AUGGCCGACCUGCGGGCGCAGAUCAAGACCACCAAGGACGCGCGCGCCCGCGACGAGCUCAAGCGCCAGCUCGCGUCCAUGGAGUCCAAGAAGAAGUCGCGCGCCAGGAAGGACGACGAGGACAGGCUGCUGGCCGAGCACAGGAGCAAGGAGAAGGAGCUGGUGGCGCAGGGCAAGACGCCCUUCUACCUCAAGAAGAGCGAGCAGAAGAAGCGGCUGCUGCUCAACAGGUACGAGAAGAUGACCAAGGGCCAGGUGGACAGGGCCAUUGAGCGGAAGCGCAAGAAGGUCAGCGGCAGGGAGAAGAAGGAGCUGGAUGGGCUGCAGCGGAGGGAGAGGUGA
Molecule: messenger RNA, 342 nt
Organism: Metarhizium acridum CQMa 102
Lineage: Eukaryota; Fungi; Ascomycota; Sordariomycetes; Hypocreales; Clavicipitaceae
Product: rRNA biogenesis protein rrp36
Biological process (GO): maturation of SSU-rRNA from tricistronic rRNA transcript (SSU-rRNA, 5.8S rRNA, LSU-rRNA)
Cellular component (GO): nucleolus; 90S preribosome
Source: RefSeq, a predicted model, not a curated record